Molecule: messenger RNA, 1939 nt
Organism: Hevea brasiliensis (rubber tree)
Lineage: Eukaryota; Viridiplantae; Streptophyta; Magnoliopsida; Malpighiales; Euphorbiaceae
Product: V-type proton ATPase subunit B 1
Exons: 16
Coding region: 229-1695 (488 amino acids)
Biological process (GO): proton transmembrane transport; ATP metabolic process
Cellular component (GO): proton-transporting V-type ATPase, V1 domain
Molecular function (GO): proton-transporting ATPase activity, rotational mechanism; ATP binding
Source: RefSeq, a predicted model, not a curated record
GAACCCACUUACACACAUAUGUCAACGGGGAAAAAACCGGAUCGAGUAGCGAACCGUAGCGAGUUCAUUUCCUGAAGAAAUUUUCCCAUUUUUCGUCAUUGCGGUUGAAUUCAAGCUGAAACUGAACCUCUCCUCUGAUAGAGCCUUUAUCUUCCUGUUCAAGGUUUCAAUUCUACUCUGUGUUAGUGAAUUUCCUUUGUUUGGAUCCAAUAAGAUUGGACGUGAAAGAUGGGAGCGGCAGAGAAGAGUUUUGAUAUGGAGGAGGGAACUCUAGAGAUUGGAAUGGAGUAUAGAACUGUCUCUGGUGUUGCCGGGCCACUGGUUAUUCUCGACAAAGUCAAGGGUCCAAAGUACCAGGAGAUUGUUAAUAUUCGCUUGGGAGAUGGAACAACUCGGCGUGGCCAGGUCUUAGAAGUUGAUGGGGAGAAAGCUGUCGUGCAGGUUUUUGAAGGAACAUCUGGUAUUGACAACAAAUACACAACUGUGCAAUUCACAGGAGAGGUUUUGAAAACUCCUGUAUCAUUGGAUAUGCUUGGUCGCAUAUUUAAUGGUUCUGGAAAACCCAUUGAUAAUGGUCCUCCAAUUUUGCCAGAGGCUUAUCUAGACAUUUCUGGAAGCUCCAUCAACCCCAGUGAAAGAACCUAUCCUGAAGAGAUGAUACAGACAGGAAUUUCUACCAUUGAUGUCAUGAAUUCCAUUGCUCGUGGUCAGAAGAUUCCACUUUUUUCUGCUGCUGGUCUUCCUCACAAUGAAAUAGCUGCGCAGAUCUGUCGCCAGGCUGGUCUUGUAAAGAGGCUUGAAAAAUCUGGAAAUCUCUUGGAGGAUGUGGAAGAGGACAAUUUUGCCAUCGUAUUUGCUGCUAUGGGUGUAAACAUGGAGACAGCCCAAUUUUUCAAGCGUGAUUUUGAGGAAAAUGGGUCAAUGGAGAGAGUGACCCUUUUCUUAAAUUUGGCCAAUGAUCCCACUAUUGAGAGAAUUAUCACCCCUCGAAUUGCUCUCACAACUGCAGAAUAUUUAGCUUAUGAAUGUGGGAAGCAUGUUCUAGUUAUACUGACUGACAUGAGUUCCUAUGCUGAUGCUCUUCGUGAGGUAUCUGCUGCUCGAGAAGAGGUGCCUGGAAGGCGUGGAUAUCCUGGGUAUAUGUAUACUGAUCUGGCAACAAUUUAUGAGCGUGCAGGGCGUAUUGAAGGCCGAAAGGGCUCUAUCACUCAAAUUCCAAUCUUAACUAUGCCUAAUGAUGACAUCACACACCCCACCCCAGAUCUUACCGGUUAUAUUACUGAGGGUCAGAUAUACAUUGAUAGGCAACUUUACAAUCGGCAGAUAUACCCGCCUAUUAAUGUGCUUCCAUCGCUCUCACGGCUGAUGAAGAGUGCUAUAGGUGAGGGAAUGACUCGUCGAGACCAUGCUGAUGUGUCCAACCAGUUAUAUGCAAAUUAUGCUAUUGGAAAAGAUGUACAGGCAAUGAAAGCUGUGGUUGGAGAGGAAGCUCUUUCUUCUGAGGAUUUGCUUUAUCUAGAGUUUCUGGAUAAGUUUGAGAGAAAAUUUGUGACACAAGGUGCAUAUGACACUCGUAACAUCUUCCAGUCACUUGAUCUGGCCUGGACACUACUUCGUAUCUUCCCUCGUGAGCUUCUUCACCGAAUUCCAGCAAAGACAUUAGACCAGUAUUACAGCCGUGACUCAACAAACUGAGCUGAUAGAGCUAGUGGUUUUGCCUUCCGCUCAUUUUAAUCCAUUUCUCAAUAAGAGCGGGCAUGAGUCAUGCGGUUCCUCCAACCAAGUUUCAUGCUCAGCCAUUAAAGUGGUAUGGUUUCUCAACUGGAGUGCAUCUGUUUGUCUAGUUUUUACAGUUAUGGAAUUCUUUGUAUUAAGGACCCCGAGAGCUUUUGCGAAGAUUGUAUUUUUCAGUUAUUAUUUGGUAAUGCCUUUCUCUGUA